AUGGAUUACUUGAAGCAUUCAAGAAAUGGCGAACGGUCCAUGCCAGAAGGAGAUGGUACUAGAGAGAACAAUUCUGCUGAUGGUAACAAAUCAGAUAGCAACCCUGAGAAAUGUCAUCAUACUAGUGUGGAUUGGCGUGAGUUCAGGGCAAAGCUAUAUAGAGAUGAGCUGCAGAAAGAAAUAUCAGAUACGGACAUGCAUAAUCAUAGUGGAGCAUUGCCCAAUUCCAAUCCUCUUGGAACACAGUGGGCUCAUCCUAUUCCACUUGAUGGUGUUCGCACUUUUGAAAGAACUGUUAUUCUCCUUCUCAGAUCCGGAACUAGACAUCACCAAGGAGGACCUUUUGGAAUUGUCAUCAACCGUCCUCUUCACAAAAAAAUCAAACACAUGAAACCUACAAAUCAUGAUCUAUUAACUACGUUCUCUGAUUGUUCUCUGCAUUUUGGUGGACCUCUUGAGGCAAGCAUGGUUUUAUUGAAAACAGAGGAAAAGAUGAAGCUUCCUGGAUUUGAAGAGGUAAUCCCUGGGCUAUGUUUUGGAUCUCGAAACAGUUUGGAUGAUGCUGCAGGGCUUGUGAAGAAGGGGAUUCUCAAGCCUCGUGACUUCAGAUUCUUUGUUGGUUAUGCUGGAUGGCAACUGGAUCAGCUGAGUGAUGAAAUUGAGUCAGAUUAUUGGUAUGUGGCUGCAUGUAGCUCAAGUUUGCUCUGUGGGGCACUAUCAGAUUCAUCAGAAAAUUUGUGGGAGGAGAUUUUGCAGUUAAUGGGUGGGCAUUACUCAGAAUUGAGCCGGAAGCCAAAGCAAGACAUGUAG
Sphenostylis stenocarpa is the source of this 810-nucleotide messenger RNA. Lineage: Eukaryota; Viridiplantae; Streptophyta; Magnoliopsida; Fabales; Fabaceae. The record is from the annotation of a GenBank genome assembly.